Molecule: messenger RNA, 1078 nt
Organism: Dicrocoelium dendriticum
Lineage: Eukaryota; Metazoa; Platyhelminthes; Trematoda; Plagiorchiida; Dicrocoeliidae
Source: the annotation of a GenBank genome assembly
GGUGGAUCAAACGUUACGCUAUGGUGCGACUUGUCGUUAAGCGAGGUGAUCUAUCUUAUUUCAUUGUCGAAGUUUCUGUUGGCAUUGCGAUUGAUGAUUUGCUCAAUCUUGUUUGUGAAAUCUUCAACGGAUAUUUGAAAAUUGGAAGACUAUGUUCUGAGAUAGCAGAGUUAUCAGAGCACGGCGUUUCCUUACCGCCUAAUAUGCAGGCAGGUUCUGGAAUUUUAACUGAAUUAUCCGUUUUAAAGGGUCUAAAUGAUGAUCAAAUUACCGAGCUAAAGUUGAAAGACGAAUGGGGUGAAAAAUGCCUUCCCAGUGGGGGCUAUAUCGAACGAAAAGACGAACUUGGUCGGCGUAAUGGCAAAGCUCCUACGGAAAAAAUGAAAGAUGUUUUGAUCCGAACCAUAGAUGAAGCCAAGAAGCUCAUCAGUCGUGAUUUGGUUAAGAUGGACAAGCUUAUGGACAAAGCCACUGUUAGAGAAGCCCUUAUGAUGCUUUCGGGUGCGGUCACUAUUGUUUACCCAAUGGGGUUACCCCCAUACGACCCGAUCAAGCAAGAGCUGGACAAUGAGGAGGAUAUCAGCGGUACCCAGGCUUCUCAAGAGGUGAUUCCGGUCGAAAACGCCACCAUAUGGUUCUCAGGAAAGGAAAUGCUACGAGGGAAAGUGUUGUCGGACUAUGUUGGACGCAACGAAAAAACGAAGAUUGUCGCCAAACUUUCUAAGCGUGGCGCAGGCGCGCCAGCCAGAGAGCCAGUAAUUGAUGAGGAGCAACAGAAGGCCAUGAUGGCUUAUUAUUACAGGAAACAAGAAGAGUGGAAGAAGCUUGAAGCUAAUGAUGAAGACUGCUAUCUGGAUUCUGCUUGGAGUGAGCCAAACCAACUGAAGCGCCAAUUUCAUGGCUUAGAAAACAUUAAGUGGGGCCCUCGGUAACACUUCGUCUAUCGUCAUUUAACCUAGUUGCUGAUACUACCACACAAUCAGAACGUCAAUCUAUUCCGGUUUGUGUACAUGGCCGUGUGUUCGACAAAAUCCCGUGAUCACUCCAGUUCUGUCUGUAUAUACGGUUUAUUUUCCUC